Gasterosteus aculeatus aculeatus (three-spined stickleback) is the source of this 1452-nucleotide messenger RNA. Its product is annotated as cilia- and flagella-associated protein 73. NCBI's taxonomy places the organism in Eukaryota, Metazoa, Chordata, Actinopteri, Perciformes, Gasterosteidae. The record is from RefSeq and is a predicted model, not a curated record.
AUAAAAUAUCCCUGCAAUAAAUCUGAGAUUACGCAGGAGGUUCAGUGAGGCUCAGGACACCCAGUAUGUACAGAAUUGACACAAAGAUCUGAAAUUUAUUUUAUUCUAUGAUUAUUAUUUAUGAUUAUUUGUGUCGUAUACAAUGCUUUCUAUACUAUGACAUUUUUUUUCAACAUACUACAAUAUAACAUUUAAUUAAUAUUUCUGACAAAUUGUAUUAUUUAUACCAUUGAUUUUAAUGCAGGUAUGAAAUAUUCCACUAUUAUCAACAGUUCGAUAGCUGACUGUUUGUGCUGUUUGGUGCUCUGAGCAUUUAUUGUUUUUGUAUCGGCGAGAACACCGACGAUCUUCCGUCAUCCCGUUUGAAUUCGGUGGGUUUCAACCAACGGAUCUUUGGAGGCCUGCGACGUUUGCGUUACCAUGGAAACGGCAUCUCGGCGCGUUCGUAGAAACGUUUAGAAAUGAGAAAACCUUUAAGAGACAAGUCUUCGGAGACAACGGGAGCGAUGGACCGCAGGAGCCUCCGGGCAGCGGAGCCCCCGGAGGACGUCACCAGCGUCCUCCUGCAGCUGCGCCGGGCCGGGAAACGGCUGGAUGAGCUGACGCAGCCGCGCCGACACAAAUUGAAUAGUUUGGUCCAGCGCAACAUUGAGUUGCAUGCAGAGAUGAAGAAAUUGCCGGAUGCAUUUGUAAUCCAUUAUCGGCCGGAAGAAGACGCUCGUAGCGUUUCUGAGGAAGCACAGAGGGAGAUGAAAGUGAGGCUAGAGUUGGACGCGGAGCUGGAGAGGCUAAAGCUGGUGUAUGCUGAGGAGAUGGGGAAGAAACUAGAGCAAGAGCGUCUGAGACAGAAACGCUUUGAGUGUAAGCACUUCAUGGAGCAGGCCAUCGGGCUGACCAAGUUUGAGAACAUGCAGGCGGUCAAGGAACAUGUGGAGAAUCUUCUCUACGCUCGGGACCUAUUCCAGAAGAAGGAGGAAAAGGCGAGUGAGCAGGUGGACCGGCUGAGAACUCGGCUGGUGACUCUGGAGAGCAAUCGGCGCCUGUCACGCCUGGAGAAGGACGGCCGGCUGAUGCAGCUCCUCAGGGAGACAGAGAUGAUGCGCGCCAAAACGCUGGACUGGGAAAAGCAGUGGAACUACAUUCAGGAAACGACUACGAGUAAAAUACUCAGGCUGGGGCAGGUUAAGAUGGCGACCCUUAACCUCUACGAAAUGACAAUCGACAACGUGGACGGAGACAAAGACCUGGACAAGAAUGACACAAGGACACAGCUGGAUAAGAUUGUUGCGUUCAUCAAGGACCAUGACAAAAUACUGGAAAAAUAUGUACAGAAAAUACAACAGUCGAAGAAGAAAGAAAGAGCCCAAAAGCUCUGUUGAAUCACUUGUAUUAGUAGUUGUUCUAAUGUAAAACCUGAAGACAUUAAAGCGAUCAACAACUUGGGUUCAUUCA